AUGCAACCAAAUUCUGAAUCUAUAUAUUUUAAGGGUUAUUUAAGUGUGGUUAAGGAGGCAACAUAAAAUGAAUAUAUAGAAAAUUUCUUUUUAAUAAAAGAUCUUUUUUACUAAAAUCAACCAUUUAAAACUAUAGAUGAAGCAAUAGAAAUGUCUAAAAAUAAUUUCUUUUGUUAAUUAUUAAUGGAACAAUUUAAUAAAGUGUUAAAUUCAUAAAAAAUUAAAGAAGGAGAUUAUCAAAUUGCCAAAUAGUUUGUGUUAAAAGUUAAAGGUAUAUUUUGAAUUUAUAAAUAUAAUAGAUAAAGAAGUAUAUUAUUAUUGUGAAAUGGUAAAUGAAGGAGAAUUUAGAAAGAUAAAUGGUGGAAUAUUCCAGCCUAAAAUUAACGAGAUAGAUUCAUAUUUUAAUGCAUUUUCUAAAUACGUCUAUUCAUUUUCAAAUGAAAAUUAUAUUAUUACUCAUCCUUAAAUUUGUGGAAAAAAUGUUUAUGAUAUGAUAGUAAGUACAAAAAACAAAGGAUCUUUUUCAAUAUUAGAUUAAGGAGAAAAUGAAAUUCGAAAAUUUUUAGAAAUUAUUGAUAAUUAACCUUCCUAAAUGAUUAAAACCUAUUGGAAUGAUAAUGUAGAAGCAAUAACUAUGGAAGGAUUUAAAUGA
Messenger RNA from Paramecium primaurelia, 652 nucleotides. NCBI's taxonomy places the organism in Eukaryota, Ciliophora, Oligohymenophorea, Peniculida, Parameciidae. The record is from the annotation of a GenBank genome assembly.